This is a messenger RNA of Symbiodinium necroappetens, 987 nucleotides long. The record is from the annotation of a GenBank genome assembly. Lineage: Eukaryota; Dinophyceae; Suessiales; Symbiodiniaceae.
GCUAUGCAUCGCCGACGCCAGGGCCGCCCAGGAGAUCGGCUUUGCGAUUUCCUGGCUUGGGCGAGAAGCAGAACGACGAGGAGAACGACGAGGAGAACGACGAGGAGAACGACGAGAAGAACGACGAGAAGAACGAGCCGAAGAACGAGGCGAACGAGAAGGACGAGCGGCCAAAGCCAAGCCAAAGGAAGCCGAAGCCGACGAAAAAGGGCGACAAGACGAAGCAGCCGAAGCCAAACAAGGACAAGAAGCCGAAGCCGACGGACGAGGUGACCUGGUCCAACCUGCACGAGAAGGCCGUGUGCAAGGAUGAGAUGUCCUCCAGUCCGUACGUGGAGGGCGACGAAGUCGUGGUCCGUUUUGAGAGCGGACGACUUUGGCGAGUUCCCCACCUGGUGCCCGACGACAUCAAGAACAAAGGCGAGCAGGCGGCACUGCCGCGACUGGGCGAUGUGAAGCAGGUGCCAACAAAAAAGGCCAAGGCGAAGGCGAAGGAGGCGGGCAAGCCGAGACCCGUGCAGGACUUCCUCCUGGAGUCUGUGCGGGUGAAGUAUGCCAGCCAGGGGGCGAAGCACCCGAUCCUCAAGCUGGAGUGCAAAGAGGACCGCUUCGGUCCUUCGGCGGGCCCAUGGAGGCAGAAAAUGCAGUACGUCUUGAAAGCGGACGCAGCACUGGGAACGGUUGAGGCUUCCCAUGUGUUGCAGACAAUGGCCAUGUGCUACGAGAACAUGAACCUGAACAGUGCCGAGAUCGACUUCAAGCAAUGCCGAGACAGCCUGCUGAAGCACGCCGAGGAAGUGAAACACGACUGGGCGAAGAAGCCCAUGUCUUGGGAGUAUGUCAACGAGCAGAAGCUAGAGGGUUUUCCGCUGGCGAGGCCUUCGCCGCCGGCGACAAACAAGAAGGACGAUGAUGAGGACGAGGACAACGACGACGAGGAGGGCGGCGAAGAGGAGGACGAGAAGGCUAUGGAUCCGACAUUGGAAG